GUGCAAGUUUUUGUUUAAUUAUGUAGGCGCAGCAUUGCAGUCUGUUUUCUUGCGAGUUUUCCGUAUAAUUUGCUCAAUUUUUGGUUUAGUUAAGCCGAGCUCAAGUGCUGCACAACCCAAUUGCUCAAACGCGCAGCGCACAAAUCGAAAAGCACGCACUCAAAGUGGAAAAUAACGCCAGUUUAGUUGUUUUUCUGCGGGAGGACGCGGCGUUGCAACAACAGCGACGCUAUGCGACCGCAUUUCCAGCGAUAAAACGGAAAGGCGCUGCCAAACAUAACGGUUCUUGUUUGUUUUUACGACGACAUAAGCAGCAGCAGCAGGCAGCAACAACAACAACAAAGGUCUUCUUUUGGAUCCCCCGAAAUAUCAAAACCCGCACCAACAACCCACCAACGAAGCCGACGAACCCAAGCAACCACUGGCGAUGCAAUUGAAAGCGCCUAAGAGCAGAAAUAUGGCCAGUCUUAAAGAUGAGGAACAGGCGGCAACUACAAGCAACUCCACGAACAACCUCCACAACAACAACAACAACACAAAUAAUAUAAACAAUAAUAGCUACAACAACAAUAACAAAAACGAGGAUGAUCCCAAGGUUAGAAAGGAAAAUCUGGAGGCCAGGAAACAGGCUUUGGAGCAGAGACUGAGUGAAAAAAGCUGGCUGUUGCAGCAAAUUCAGAAGCAGGAAACGGCCAUUAUCAAUGGCAACUAUGAACAGAUGACAGUCAAUGAGUUUUUCGUCCAACUAGCCCAACAGUACAAACAUGAACAGCAACUCCAGGCUUUGGCCAGGGAAAACAGCUCUAUACUCAGGAGGAAACAAAGCACAACGAGCCGGGAAAGUCGAGAGAGCCAGAUGACCAAUAACAACAAUAACAAUCGUCAGUCGGAAACGCUAUCGAAUCGCAGUUCCGAAUAUGACAAUUACCAGCCCUCCUCCUCGUCGGCGGGGGCGGGCGAUAUGCUGGUGAUAGGCGUGGCCCAGCAGCAGGCGCAGCAACAGCCGCCGCUGGUGAAGAGCGCCCUGAAGAAGCGACCCACACCGACGCCCAGUCAAAUGCAAUAUAUGCGCCAGCAGCAGCAGCAUCAGCAACAACAGGCGCAUCUGGUGAUGAACAUGAACUACCAGCGAACGCAGCCGGAUGUCAUUUCGAUGUACUCGGCAAACUCCUCGAAUGUGGCCACUUUGAGGCAGCCACCGCAAGUUGCUCCCCAGCAGCAGCCAAUUAUUGUGCAGUGCGAUAAGUAUUACUUAUCGCCCACCCAUCAGAGUUACAAUGAGGGCGGCUUCAUCAAAUCAAGUCAGAACAUUAAGAAAUAUGUUUCCCCCUUGGCUUCGCCGAGCAAUCACAGCUAUGAGCAACGUAAUCCUUUGCUUCAUCAGCAGCAGCGGCAACUGGAUGCAAUAUCCUUGGCGCCCAGCUACAUUUCUGUCGAUAUGGAAGCAGCCCAGCACCAGCAGCAAUAUCGCUGGCGUUCUCAGUCACACAUAGCACCCCUAACACCUCCUCAAUUGGGUAUAAUCGAAGUUAAAUCGCAUUCCAGCGAUAUGCUGGCGGUGCCAAUGCCACCCAGUCGCUAUGCGCCGCACGAUGAGAUCUCCUUGUCCUCCUCAUCCACGACCACGAUUGAAAAGAAGCCCAAGUCCAAGCAGUGGAUGGAAUCGUCGCUCGAUGGACCGGCUGUAAUAAGGCAGAUGGACUCACAGCCGCACAGUCCGGCUGGGAGUAGUAAUGGCAGCAGUAUUACCGGAGCAGCAGCCAUGGCAACGAGCAAACCCCGCGCCAAACUCUCCUCUCAAUCGAUGUCGGUGGCUGGGCGUCACUACUCGAUGUCCAAUCAGCGGCCCGCGCAGAAUUACCCAAGUGCCAGCUAUGCAGUGAAUACCAGUUCGAAAGCUUUGCUCAGUCAAUCGACAUCGUACCUCAACGCUAUGGAGCAGACUUUGGGCAUAUCUGUGUCGUAUCCACUGGAACCGCUGGACAUACCGGCGCUACGAAAUCUACCGCCCAAGCCAAGUCAAAUGCAGCAGCCUACACCGCCGCCAAGACCGCCACCUGCCAAUCAGAAUCUGAAUCACAGUGGGAGUGGAAGUAUUGCAUCCGGACUUGCUCAUGGCAAUGCUAAUGCUAUACAAACGGCGUUGGUAUCGCCGCCUUUAACCGUGGCCACUGCCAGUUUAUCGCCGGAAAUUCGCAUCGAGUCGCCAAAGAACAUGACCGUCGUGCAGCAGGCCACUUUCCAGCCAUACAAAGAGGUGACCAAACCCUUUGAGAUGUCCGACUUCUACAAAUACUCCACCAAGUUCAAACAAAAGGAGAGCGGCAAUCCCAAUUGACCUAAAAGGUUCCAUGGGAUUUACAUCAUAUUCUCCGUUUUCCAUGUGAUUAGCUAAACUAAUUUUGUACCACAGAGAGGAAACUACAAAGAAAAAUAAGCUCAAAUUGUUGGACGCCUUUCGAAUUUCAAGUUCGUUAGCCAAAUUAUUUAGGACCAAUGACUAACUGAAUAUUAAUUAAAAACAAAAAUGCUCAGAAAAUUCUGCCAAAUUGAACACAGACUUAUGGAGAGCAAUUUAUCGAGUGACAUUUACAAUUUGUAUUGCAUUUUUUGAAAUACAAAAAAUUAAAACAGGACAAUAUUAGCCCCGCGGGGCACAGAAAUCGCCUUACGACAGGAUGCCUAGAAAAUAUGGAAAUAUUUUUAAUAGACUUUAAAGCAUUUUCUAAAGAAAAACUGACUAGCAAUUGUUAAACAGUGUAUUACAAAAUAUAUUUACACUAAUCGAAUGAUAUUUUUGUAUGAAUAUACAGAUUGGAUACUGGUAUAUUCACGGAGUUCUUUAAGACAAACUAUUGACAAGCAAUAACAAAUAGAUGUAAAUAAAUAUUUUAUAUUAAAAUGUA
Molecule: messenger RNA, 2906 nt
Organism: Drosophila takahashii
Lineage: Eukaryota; Metazoa; Arthropoda; Insecta; Diptera; Drosophilidae
Gene: sstn
Product: stepping stone
Source: RefSeq, a predicted model, not a curated record